Messenger RNA from Cynara cardunculus var. scolymus (artichoke), 1883 nucleotides. Its product is annotated as protein NUCLEAR FUSION DEFECTIVE 4-like. NCBI's taxonomy places the organism in Eukaryota, Viridiplantae, Streptophyta, Magnoliopsida, Asterales, Asteraceae. The coding region runs from base 1 to 1740 and encodes 579 amino acids. The transcript is spliced from 3 exons. Gene Ontology annotation, cellular component: membrane. The record is from RefSeq and is a predicted model, not a curated record.
AUGAUAUCUUUAGAAUGCAGGAAAUGGAUGGUGUUGGUGGCGGUGAUAUGGAUACAAGCGUUUACGGGUACAAAUUUCGACUUCCCCUCUUAUUCAACCAAAAUGAAAUUCAAACUGAAAAUCAAUCAGUUGCACCUCAAUUACUUGGCAAUGGCUUCGGAUGUCGGUAAGUUGUCCGGGUGGUGUUCAGGUGUUCUUCUAUUGUAUCUCCCGAAAUGGAUUGUGCUUUUCAUGGCUGCUUUCAUUGGUUUGUUCGCCUACGGUCUUCAAUGGCUUAUCAUUCAGCGAGCCAUCUCUUUGCCUUAUUUCGUGGUGUUCUUUUUGUGUUCAUCAGCCGGUGCAAGCAUCACAUGGUUCAACACAGUCUGUUUCCUUUUAUGCAUCGAAAACUUCCCAGAAAACUGGCCACUUGCUGUAUCUCUAAGUGUUAGUUUCAAUGGAGUAUCAGCAGCUUUAUACAACAUCAUCGUCAAAAAAUUAAGCCCGAAUAAUAAAAACACCUCUUACCUUAUUCUAAAUGCCGUUAUCCCUUUGAUCACAGCAAUUGCAGCACUAGUCCCAAUCCUCCAACAACCCGGCUCCCAAAAAGAGCUUCAAAUAGAUGAAAAUGUCAACAAAGAUGAUGCAUAUAUAUUCGUCUGUAUGUAUAUAUUAGCAGCCUUUACAGGCCUGUAUCUAUACUUUGUAGGUCCAGCAUCACAAAAUAUAUUUGUUGUGGCAUUGUUGUUGGUAGUGCUCCCAUUGCUCUUACCAAUAACCGUCUAUUCUCUUAAACGGGUGUACCUGGCCCUCCAAUCCAAAAAGCACCCUGUUGAAGGACCAAGUUACAAUUUGGUUGAAACAAAACAUCAACAGUUGGAAGCACCCAGUUACAGUUUGGUCGAAAUGAAACAUGAAGAAGAACCUUCAGAAGAAAGUUCUAUUUUCAAUGAUAAUUUAUGUGGUUUUCAUGGGAUUUUAGCCAAAGAUCGAUUGAGAGUGCUUGGCGAGGAACAUACUGCUACAUAUUUGGUGACUCGAUGUGAUUUCUGGCUUUACUACAUUGCAUAUUUUUGUGGGGGUACUAUUGGACUAGUUUACAACAAUAAUCUUGGCCAAAUUUGUCAAUCACUUGGGUACAUCUCCGAGACCAAAGCACUUGUCACGAUCUAUUCAACGUGCUCGUUUCUUGGUCGUCUUUUUUCGGCUGCUGCAGACUUAGUUGGCUGCUUUUACCACCAGACUCGUACGAAUAUGUAUACAGCUAGAACCGGGAGGUUAACGCUUGCAAUCGUGCCAAUACCUAUUGCUUUUCUUGUGCUAGUUCUCUCGGACAGCAAGAUUGCUUUGCAUACAGCCACAGGGUUGAUGGGAAUCUCGUGCGGGUUCUUAAUUUCAACCGCCAUUUCGAUCACUUCUGAGCUUUUUGGAUCAAAAAGCUCAGGAAUCAAUCAUAACAUCCUCAUAACCAACAUUCCAUUGGGAUCAUUACUAUAUGGCCUUCUUGCAGCUCUAAUUUACGAUUCCAACAUUGACAGCUCAAACGAGGAGGUUGUCGAUGGAUCGAAGGUAUGUAUUGGUCGACGAUGCUAUAAUGAGACAUUUGGCUUGUGGGGUUGCAUUUCUUUUGUAGGUUUCGCUUCUAGUUUUCUGCUUUUCUUAAGAACAAAAGCGGCUUAUGAAGAAUACUAUAAUAGAAGAAAUCGGAUCCCCGAGGAGGGCAAGAUUUUACUCCAAGACGAUGACGAAUGCUUGAUUUAGAGUUGAGAGAAAUGAUGAAUGCUUGAGAGUUGAAAGACAUGUUAAGAAGUUGAAAGAAAUGAUGAAUGCUUGAGAGUUGAAAGAUAUGUUAAGAAGUUGAGAGAAAUGAUGAAUGCUUGAGAGUUGAAAGACAUGUUAAGAAG